AUGGUGUCCUAUCGGAUCCAGCUGCACUACUCCCAGUACGACUACGUCAUCAAGGUGGCCACGGCCAUCAGCAGCCACGCGAAGCCCUUCGCGCAGACCCUGGUGGACGAGCUGGUGAAGGCAGGCGGCGACGACCACUCCGUGAGGUCCUCGUGCGAGGUGAUCAGCUUCACGGACCUCGAGGGCGAGAGGAUCACCACCCCGUCGACCAGCACCACCACGGUCACCUCGACCAUGCCUUGGAAGGCGCUGGUCGGGUUCCUGACGCUUGUGGUCCCAGACGCCGACAAGGAGCAGGUGGAGAAGGCGGUCCAGUCCUCGCUGGUGAUGCGGCUGGACCUGCACCCCGGGGAGUUCUACACCAUCUCGGCCUUCGAGUCGGGACGCCGCCUGCUGCGCGAGGGGGUCGCCCCGGAAGCCAGCCUCCGGAGGCUGGUGGGGGUCGGCGUGCCCGGCUCGAGGCUGGGGCCCGUCCGCUGGGAGGUGUCCUACGUGCUGAGGGUGCCGGAGAGGUUCCUGGAGAAGGCGAAAGGCCUUGCGAUGGCGCUGAACCACGACUCGGCCACCUUCAAGAGCACGCUGAUCUCGCAGCUGGCCGCUGGCGGGCACAGCGAGGAGGCGCUCAGGGCCUCGCUUGAGGUGGUGACCUUUGCGAAGCUUCAGGUGGACAGCACCAAAGGCUGA
Prorocentrum cordatum is the source of this 684-nucleotide messenger RNA. The record is from the annotation of a GenBank genome assembly. Lineage: Eukaryota; Dinophyceae; Prorocentrales; Prorocentraceae.